Trichoderma asperellum CBS 433.97 is the source of this 1456-nucleotide messenger RNA. RefSeq lists its product as uncharacterized. Gene Ontology annotation, biological process: translational initiation; formation of translation preinitiation complex; formation of cytoplasmic translation initiation complex. The record is from RefSeq and is a predicted model, not a curated record. Gene Ontology annotation, cellular component: eukaryotic translation initiation factor 2 complex. NCBI's taxonomy places the organism in Eukaryota, Fungi, Ascomycota, Sordariomycetes, Hypocreales, Hypocreaceae. Gene Ontology annotation, molecular function: translation initiation factor binding; mRNA binding; translation initiation factor activity.
AACGAAAAGCGUCCCGAAAAUCUGUUGCCUUCACCGACGAACAACUAGUUGUUGAGACCGACGGUUCAAUAACCAUCAUGAGCGCCGCCGAAGAACCCAAGGAGACGGCCCAGUCACACACGCCUCGUACGCCGCCCUUGUCUGCCGCCCUCGGUGCCUUUAAUACUGAUCCCUCUCAAGCCGCUGCCGACGAAGUCCCCCCUCCCGAAGAUGGCGGCCUUGACCUGUCUCUCCUGAAGAAGAAGAAGAAGAAGAAGAAGGUUGAGGGUGCUGAUGGUGAUGCUGAAGAUGAAGCUGCCCCCGCUGAGGAUGGCGGCCUUGAUCUGACCAUCAAGAAGAAGAAGAAGAAGGCCAAGAAGGUCGAGGGAACUGAGGAAGACGAGUUCACUGCCAAGCUGAAGCAGCUUGAGGUUAAGGACGCCGAGGAAGCUGAGGAGGCCGCACAGGAGGAGGGUGACAUGGAGACUGGCACUGGUGUCUGGAGCCACCAGGAGUCAAAAACAAUCCCCUACACUCUGCUCCUCUCUCGCUUCUUCACCGUCCUAUCACAAAAGAACCCCGAUCACUCACUCAGCGGCACCAAGAGCUACAAGAUUCCCCCUCCCCAGUGCAUGCGUGAAGGCAACAGGAAAACUGUCUUCGCCAACAUUGCCGAUAUUUGCAAGCGUAUGAAGCGAACCGAAGAACACGUCACUGCCUACCUCUUUGCUGAGUUGGGUACAAACGGCUCUGUUGACGGAAGUAGGAGAUUGGUCAUCAAGGGUCGAUUCCAGCAGAAGCAGAUCGAGAACGUCGUAAGAAAAUACAUCAUCGAGUAUGUUACUUGCAAAACUUGCAGGUCGCCCGAUACCGAGUUGAACAAGGGUGAAAACCGUCUGUACUUCAUCACUUGCAACAACUGUGCUUCACGACGAAGUGUCACUGCCAUCAAGACUGGUUUCUCUGCCCAGAUCGGCAAGAGAAAGAAGAUGCAGGGCUAAAAUCUCAACCUGCUACAGCACGUGUAAAUAUUUGGGAUUCGGCAACUUGCUUGAGUUUCAAAAAGCGAUCUUUCUGCAGCGGUGGCUCUACCUUAUUGGAUCGAUCAGAGACAUCCAAGUUACAUCUCAUAGUCUUCACAUGAUGUGUCGAAGACAUGACGAAAAAUUAGGCAUCAGAUUAUAGGAGGAAGGAUAGGAGCGUAACGCCCAGAGCUGCAAAGGGCAAAGCGGACUGUAUCUACAUGUGAGCAAGGCGCAGUAUAGGCUGCUCUCGGUCGGCUACGAAGGAAAAAGGGGACAGACAGAUGAUGUAGCGGUCGUCACCUAACAAUGAAAUGAUUUGAUGAUGACAUAUAUGAUGUCUCUUAGAAUGAAGCGUGUCAAUCUUUUAUGCAUUUGGGUGAGAUGGCUUGUAAAAUGCUGUAGCUUGAUUUGUUCUCUCCAUCUACAAGCAUGUAUAUGUCACACAAUAUGAA